AUGGACGACUCGGUUACAUCACCUCAGUCGGAUGUCUCUGUGACACCUGCCUUGGACUCCUUCGAAGGUCCACCGCCGCGGCCGGCUCGGGUCACCUCGUCAGGGUCUUUUGAUAGUCACCCCAGACAUCGACAACGCAAUCCCCGAGCUCGACGUCCAGUGAAAGAAACGCUUGAUGCCCGAUCAGAAUACACCACUAGUCAAGAUGACGGCACCGCAGAGCACCGGAUCAAUCAAUAUUUGAUCAAGCAAGAGAUCGGACGUGGAUCCUUUGGCGCAGUGCAUCUAGCUGCGGACCAGUUCGGCAAUGAAUAUGCCGUGAAAGAAUUCUCCAAGGCGCGACUUCGAAAGCGCGCACAAUCUCACCUUCUUCGGCGACCGCGUGGACCACGACGACCUGGCGCCGGUUUCAACUCGCCAUUGCAUCGCCAUCCCUCGCAAGAAGACGCCAAAUUAGCCAGGAACCCCCUUUAUCUGAUCCAAGAGGAAAUCGCCAUCAUGAAGAAAUUGAACCAUACUAAUUUGGUCUCUCUCAUUGAAGUGCUGGAUGAUCCAACCGAGGAUUCGCUCUACAUGGUCAUGGAAAUGUGCAAAAAGGGUGUUGUGAUGAAAGUGGGCUUGGAAGAGCGAGCGGAUCCAUACGAUGAUGAGCAAUGCCGAACGUGGUUUCGUGAUCUCAUCUUGGGAAUCGAAUAUCUACACGCACAGGGCAUCGUUCAUCGAGACAUCAAGCCUGAUAAUUGCUUGGUGACAGGCGAUGAUGUGCUCAAAGUGGUGGACUUUGGGGUUUCCGAAAUGUUUGAAAAGAACUCAGACAUGUUCACUGCCAAAUCGGCGGGAUCUCCUGCAUUUCUUCCGCCUGAGUUGUGCGUUGUCAAGCAUGGCGAUGUCUCGGGCAAAGCCGCUGAUAUCUGGUCGAUGGGCGUGACAUUAUACUGUCUUCGAUACGGCAAACUUCCUUUUGAACGACAAAGUAUCUUUGAGCUGUACGAAAGCAUUCGGAAUGAUACUGUCGAUUUUGAGGACGAGCAAGAUGGGAAUUUCAAGGAUAUGAUGACUCGGAUUCUUGAAAAGGAUCCCGCGAAGAGGAUAAAGAUGCGGGAUUUAAGGGAACAUCCUUGGGUGACCGCCAACGGAGCCGACCCCCUUCUCUCGUACGAAGAAAACACUGCACAGUUGGUUGAACCGCCUACGGAGGAAGAGAUGAGUCAAGCAAUCACGAGAAACAUCGGUCAUGUUCUUACACUGAUGAGAGCUGUCAAGAACUUCAAGCGACUCGUGGAUCCGAGCAAGGCCGAGUCAGAUUUGAAGAGCAUUCUGGGUAACGAACAUGAUUCCCACUUUGUAUCGCCGCCCCUGGAGAUGGACGACAAUGACGAGUUCCCGGAUGUUGGGUUCGACUCGAAUACCGAAGGCGCCUCUCAACUUUCAUUACUCGAAAGGAUAAAGAGGGACAUUCAAAAGCGUCCGAUUUUGGCAGGAACCCACGGCGGAGACGAGCUGAAAGCAAGCGCCCCUGCCACCAAUCUGCUGAAUACCCUCUCUCCUGCCGAGCACCUUGACCUCGGCAGUCGCCUGUCUAAUCAUUCAGCAAAUACCCCAGAACGGAAAGACUCCGGCUCGAUUCGAAGCGGUAGAUCAAUGGCGACAAGAGACACCGCAGGGCCAGAUUCAGAAUCCGCCUCGCCUCAUCCGGCCCAGUCCCGAGCAAGCUCUGCUACAACCAAGCGGAGCGUCGAAGGAACCAGAGGCCAUGCGCGAGAUCCCCUUGAAGAAAGUUUUCCCUAUCUAUUCGUCGGACCCUCGACAUUCUCCGAUACCUCUCCACAGGAACCCAGCCAAUUCAAUCUGGGCAGUGAGACCGUGUCCAUCUCCGCCGAGCCAGAAAGUAAGGACGAGGAAAUGGACCCUGCACUGCAGGCAGCACAAUCGGACAACCCUGUCCCCAUCGUCAGUGAAUCCCCCGGUGCCGCUGAAUUCGACAUCUACGAAACAGCCUACCGCAAGGAGCUUGAACGCAUCAAAUCUAGUACGUCCACCUUGCCUGACGCAGGCGUCAGUCCCAAGGUGUAUCUCACGCGUCGCGUGGAGGGCAAGCACGAGGUCAUGGAAUUCAUCAAGGACAAAGUGAUCGACAUUCAGAUGGGCGGCAAAAGAGCCCUCGCAUCGGGGGGCAGGUCCGCCUCGGCCUUUGGCGCUGCAGUCAGUCUAUUGUGCAACCAACUCGAGCAGAAGCGCGAGGCCGAAAAGCGAGAGAAUCAGACGGAUGAACAUGAGACAAAGACAAGUUGGAAGGCUCCAGGUCAAGACCACGGCCCCGCCGAGCCCAGACAGCGUCGACCCUCUCAUCCCCCUUCAACAUCUCUCAUGGCCCAGUCCAUCCCCGGCCCGGAGGCUUCGUCCUUCGAGGCGACGGGCGUGUCGGCUACGGAUUCUAGCACCGAACAUGAAAGUGCACCGACGCAGCUCCGCCGUCUCUUGGAUCGAGAGGAGGAGAAGAAGAAGAAGAAGAAGAAGAAGAAGAAGAAGAAGAAGAAGAAGAAGAAGAAGAAGAAGAAGAAGAAGAAGAAGAAGAAGAAGAAGAAGAAGAAGCACACUUGUAAUAUGAACAAGGACAUAAUGUUGACAUUAAUAUGA
This is a messenger RNA of Penicillium diatomitis, 2637 nucleotides long. Its product is annotated as serine/threonine-protein kinase. The record is from RefSeq and is a predicted model, not a curated record. Gene Ontology annotation, cellular component: cytoplasm. NCBI's taxonomy places the organism in Eukaryota, Fungi, Ascomycota, Eurotiomycetes, Eurotiales, Aspergillaceae. The transcript has 7 exons. Bases 1 to 2637 code for a protein of 878 amino acids. Gene Ontology annotation, biological process: intracellular signal transduction; protein phosphorylation. Gene Ontology annotation, molecular function: protein serine/threonine kinase activity; ATP binding.